AUGGCGCUGCAGGACUUCACAGUCGAUCUUAUUCAACAAGUUAUUCCCUUUCGUUCUCCGAACCCCCUGGAGGACCCGCGAGAACACCGCCUGCGCCUGGUUGAGAGACUAGGGGGUGGAACCUACGGCGAUGUGUACCGUGCAGUAGAAGAACCCGACGAAGGCGGUGGGGGAGGCGAAACAUUUGCCGUGAAAUAUUAUGUAGACGAGACGCGAACCGUCACAGAAGAUGGCCUGGGCUGUACAACCAUCCGGGAGCUCUCUACAAUUUCCUCAUUCGGUUCCCACCCGAAUUUGGUUCGCAUGCGUUACCUCUUUAUCGAUCAGCUUCCUCGUCUGGUCGAGAGCAUCAACCAGCAGCGGAUACAGUGGGCGCGGCAGCAGCAUGCAGCAGCGGACCCUGAGAACCAGGAGCAGUUGCGGCGGGAGCUGCAGCAGCAGCUGCAGCAGGAGGAGCUAAAGCAGACACAGGUCUUCGUCUUUGCUGCUUACGAGCUCUGUGAGGGGGGAGAUUUAAAGAAACUUCUCGCGAAGAAAAGAGAAGCAAAACCUUCCCCGAGCGUCUCUCCUGAAUGGGGCCUCCCCCUGAAGCACGCCAAACUUCUUGCAUUUCAGCUUCUGAACGGGCUGGCGUUUCUGCAUAAUGAAAAGCUGUGCCACCGCGACCUGAAACCCGACAAUUUGAUGUUAACUUCAGAAAGCGAAAAUUGUGUUCUUAAGAUCGGAGAUUUGGGGCUUUGCCGAAGUUUUAGGGCAAACGCCGGCGAAAUAACUCCAACUGUCUGCACAAUUUACUACCGCCCUCUGGAGGUUCUGCUGGGGAGAAUGAAAAUCGGCAACGGCUGCACUGAGGAGCAAGGCACGCACUACGGCCUCGGUGCGGACAUUUGGGGGGCCGGCUGCAUUAUAGCGGAGAUGUUUCGGGGUAUUCCGCUUUUUAAAGGGACGCAGGAAUUUGAAGUUUUGAUCCGCGUAACGAAAAUACUCGGCACCCCAACGGAGGCAGAAUGGACGAACUGCACCGCGUUGCAGCACUACCCAUUUGGGAAUCGAGGAGAAAGUCAUUUCUUCAGUGAACACGAUAAGCGUUCAAAUUUGAAUGCAGUUCUUUUUGGUAAAUUAGAUUUAGAUGGACUCGAUCUUCUCGCAAGGAUGUUGGAUUACAACCCCCAUACACGCAUUUCAGCUCAAGAAGCACUCAGCCAUCAGUGGUUUACGGACGUGGCGUUUGGGCAGUUGGACGGCUUGGGUGUAUACAACUGGUUUGUAGAUGUGCUGAAGUUUCGGCUGGGGGAGAAGACAUACGCUGCAAUGGAAGCACACACGCCGGGGUGUCUAUGCACCUCAAAGCUGUCUCAUAUUUUGUGUCAGCGCGGCUAUAGGGGAGCUGUCGUCCAGCGGAUCGACAGAGUCUUCGCUGAAGUUGGGGGCUUCCAGGAACCCGAACAAAGCCAACACUGGAAACAAGUUGUUGCUGCUGAGAGGCUUGCGAAGGCCAGGAGGGACCGCAAGCAGGCAAAAGAUGUACAACAAAAACCUGUCGCUGCUGCUACUGCUUCUGCAGCAGCAGCAGCAGCUGCUGCUGCAGCUGCAGCCGCGGAUCAGGAAAAUGCACCUAGCCGCACAAACCUUCGAUGUUGCCCCUACCCUACAGUGAAGGGAACAUCCCUAAGCCACGCUGCUGUUGCUCCGUCUGAAGGCCCAGUAAGACGCGGAACACACUGGCACAGCGCAGCAGCAGAGGCAAGCGCUGGUAGAAGCAGCAGCAGCAACAACUGCAGCAACAACAGCAGCAGCAACAGCUGCAACACCAGCAGCAGCAGCAACAGUUGCGGCAACAGCAGCAGCAGCAGCAACAACAACAGCAGCUGCUGCAACAACAGCAGCGGUAAUGACAGCAGCAGCGGCAAGCCGUUGUCUGGCGGCGCUGGUCGUCUGGGCAUUGCCUCUCUGCUGCUGUCGAAUGUGCCUCUGAUGGGGGGCUGCGCACCUGGUGGGGGGCUGAGGCCUCUGAAGGGUGUUUCUACUGCUGCUCCUGCUGCUGCAGCAGCACCGUUACCUGCAGAGACAGCUGUCCCUUCCCACGAUUUGGGGGAUUCUGCUGCUGCUUCUGCUGCUGCUGGUCAUGACAACAACAGACACUGCAGCAACGCUCUUUAG
Eimeria mitis is the source of this 2160-nucleotide messenger RNA. Its product is annotated as CMGC kinase, putative. NCBI's taxonomy places the organism in Eukaryota, Apicomplexa, Conoidasida, Eucoccidiorida, Eimeriidae. Bases 1 to 2160 code for a protein of 719 amino acids. Gene Ontology annotation, cellular component: cytoplasm; nucleus. The record is from RefSeq and is a predicted model, not a curated record. The transcript has 9 exons. Gene Ontology annotation, biological process: protein phosphorylation. Gene Ontology annotation, molecular function: cyclin-dependent protein serine/threonine kinase activity; ATP binding.